AUGUCACGCAGAGGAGGCUCUUCCCAGCGGAAGAGGCAACCCUCAACUUCAGAAGAUCAAACUGGAGCCGAGCAAAACUCAGAAGAUGGAAACAAAUUUCAAUCAUCUAGUGAUAAUGGAGCACUGACCAAAAUAUCUCGAGAGGCUGUUGGAAAGCUUCUACGCCGUGCUAAUAAAGUUGACACUCUCAGGAAAAAGAAGACGGUCGAGUUCGAGCAAGAUGGAACCCAAGUCUUGGAUCCAAUGCUUCAUCUAAAGACUUCCGAGGUUGGACAUUGUAGUAGAAAUUCCAUGGAAAAGGCUUCUGCAGGAGAGAAAUGUGGUAACUCAGGUCAGGACGGCUUGGAUAACAAUGAAGAGCUGGAUGACUCUGAUUGGGAAGAUGGUGUAGUGAUCAGGGAUGAUCAUCCUGUAACAAUUGAGUUGAAUAUGACCCCUAAUUCAACUGUACAGAAACAAGUUCGACGAGCCUCUGCUGAGGAUAAGGACUUGGCUGAACUUGUACACAAGGUUCAUUUGCUUUGUUUACUCGCUCGAGGAAGAUUAAUAGACAAUGCUUGCGAUGAUCCUCUUAUUCAGGCUUCUUUACUUUCUCUACUUCCAUCAGACAUGCUCCAGCUAUCAAAUGUCACAAACCUCACUUCAAAAGCACUAUAUCCUUUAAUAUCAUGGUUCCACGACAAUUUUCAUGUUAAAAACUGUCCGAAUAGAGAAACAUCACCAUGUUUUGGUUUGGCAUCAGCUUUAGAAUCACACGAGGGCAGUCCUGAAGAGGUAUAUGACAAUUGCUCUAGAUUGAGCUUGUCUUUUGAAAGUGCAGGAUAUGUUACUAGUUCUUCGUGGCUUGAAAGAAAGGAUUUAAUGAUUGCAGCAUUAUCAGUGGCUCUGUUAAGAGCUUUAAAUUUUACAGUCAGGUUUGUGUCCAUUUUGGAUGUUUCCCCUCUUAAACCAGUUCAAGCUGCAAGUGGAUCUACUUCCGGUAUAUUUAAAACAUCUACGCCAAUGAUAUCUAAGCGAAAAUUGGAUUUUAAAUCACCUCAAGAAUCAUUAUCUUGUAGUGAUAAAGGGAAUGUAUGUGAAAGUUCUCUUGUCUGUUCAAAGAAAAGUAAGAAAUGUCAUGUGACAAAGCAUAUGGAUCAGUCUAGCGCUCCUCCUAUCGUUGAAGGAAGAAAUGAUAGUGUUGCAAACUCAAAAGCUUCCGAGACACGAGAUACUAACCUGGAGUCCUGUCUCACUGACAAAUCUCGUAAAUCAAAGAGGAAAGGGGAUGUUGAAUUUGAGAUGCAGUUGGAAAUGGCUCUUUCUGCCACAGCAGUUGAAUCUCUGGAGAGUAAAAUCAAGUCAGAUGCAAAUCCUGGCUCUCUGUGUUUUUCUUGUCCAUCAAAAAGAGUGAAAAAGGUUACUGGUGAAGAAUCAUCAACCUCCUCCCAAGUAAUUUCUACAGCAAUUGGAUCAACGAAAGUAGGAUCUCCUCUGUAUUGGGCAGAAGUAUAUUGCAGUGAAGAAAAUUUGACAGGAAAGUGGGUGCAUGUUGAUGCUGUGAAUUUGAUUAUUGAUGGAGAGGACAAAGUUGAAGCCAUGGCAGCUGCAUGCAAAACAUCUUUGAGAUAUGUUGUUGCCUUUGCUGGGCAAGGGGCCAAAGAUGUGACUCGCAGGUAUUGUUUGAAGUGGUACAAGAUAGCAUCACAUCGAGUUAAUUCAACAUGGUGGGAUCCAGUGUUGGCACCACUGAGAGACUUGGAGUCUGGGGCAACUGGAGGUGUGACUCAUAUAAGAACAUGCCAAAUCAUUUCUAAAGAAUCCAACAUUAGGGAUUCUUUUGUCCCAACAAGGAGCUCUAUUGAGGAUAUUGAGUUGGAAACUAGAGCAUUAACUGAACCUCUUCCAACCAAUCAGCAGGCCUACAAAAGCCAUCCACUUUAUGCCAUAGAAAAAUGGCUUACAAAGUAUCAAGUACUUCAUCCAAAGGGUCCAAUUCUGGGCUUUUGCUCAGGUCACCCAGUUUACCCUAGGACCUGUGUGCAAACAGUUAAGACAAAAGAGAGAUGGCUGCGGGAAGGGCUUCAAGUUAAACCUGAUGAACAUCCUGUGAAGGAGCUUCAACGUUCCAUAAAGCCUCAAAAGGUACAAGAUUCAGAAGCUGAUGACUAUGGCUGCAAUGAUUCUAUGGACAAAAUUAAACUUUAUGGGAAGUGGCAACUAGAACCGUUAAAUUUGCCUCAUGCUGUGAAUGGGAUAGUUCCCAAGAAUGAACGAGGACAAGUAGAUGUUUGGUCUGAGAAAUGUCUUCCACCAGGGACUGUACACUUAAGGUUUCCAAAGGCUUUUUCUGUUGCCAAGAGACUUGAAAUUGAUUAUGCGCCUGCUAUGGUUGGUUUUGAAUUUAAAAAUGGCCGUUCAUAUCCUGUGUUUGAUGGUAUUGUGGUGUGUUCUGAGUUCAAGGAUGUACUACUAGAGGCUUAUGCAGAGGAAGAAGAAAGGCGACAAGCUGAAGAAAAGAAAAGGGAUGAAACACAGGCUCUUAGUCGGUGGUACCAACUUCUUUCCUCUAUUGUAACUCGUCAAAGGUUAAGCAAUCGUUAUAUUAGUGACAGUUUGUCUUCAGAGAUGCCAACCGGUGGCCUGCGUAUAGAUAAUGAGUCAAGUGCCACAGUUGGUGAUAGUUAUGACGAGAAUCAUAACGUAAGACACCAACAGGUGGACCAAUGUGAUACUAAUCUUGAUGUAUCAUUAAGCACUCCAGUAAAAGAUCAUGAGCAUGUGUUUUUGAAAAAGUUCGAGAGCUUUGACAAGGAAACCUCUCUAUUGACAAAGCGAUGUCAGUGUGGAUUUACAGUCCAAGUAGAAGAAUUAUAG
Messenger RNA from Sphenostylis stenocarpa, 2856 nucleotides. NCBI's taxonomy places the organism in Eukaryota, Viridiplantae, Streptophyta, Magnoliopsida, Fabales, Fabaceae. The record is from the annotation of a GenBank genome assembly.